Molecule: messenger RNA, 1434 nt
Organism: Epinephelus moara (kelp grouper)
Lineage: Eukaryota; Metazoa; Chordata; Actinopteri; Perciformes; Serranidae
Product: ectonucleoside triphosphate diphosphohydrolase 5-like
Exons: 14
Coding region: 81-1379 (432 amino acids)
Biological process (GO): nucleoside diphosphate catabolic process
Cellular component (GO): membrane
Molecular function (GO): UDP phosphatase activity; GDP phosphatase activity
Source: RefSeq, a predicted model, not a curated record
GAAUCACAAUGGUGACGUCACCGCGAGUCAGCCGUUAGCCGUUGGAGAAGAAGCCGGGUAGUCGGACAUCAUGUGUAAAGAUGAAGCUCACCGUGCCGCUUCCACUCCUGAUCCUGCUCGCUGUCGCAGACCUGAGCCGAGCCCAGGUCAAGACCUCUAUCCUGGAUUUGACCAACAGCAUUGGGAACAUCCUUCCCAGUCUGAGCCGACCGGCAAACCACAGCCGCAUCUUCUACGCGGUGAUGUUUGAUGCAGGGAGCACGGGGACGCGCAUCCAUGUCUACACCUUCAUCCACAGUGACUCAGAGGAGCUGCCUGUUUUGGACAAUGAGAUGUUCCAUUCCAUAAAGCCUGGUUUGUCAGCAUAUGCUGACUCCCCUGAAAUGGCUGCACACACAGUGAGGAUGUUGCUGAAGGUGGCCAAGAAGACCGUGCCUCGUCUGGAGUGGAAGAGGACUCCGCUGAUCCUCAGAGCCACGGCUGGAUUUCGGCUGCUGCCUGUAGAGAAAGCUCAGACUCUUCUGGAGCAGGUUCAACAUGUGUUUGAUGAAUCUCCUUUUUUGGUCUCAGACAACAGCGUCAGCAUAAUGAACGGCACGAACGAAGGAAUCCUGGCUUGGAUAUCUGUGAACUAUCUGACAGGUCACCUGAAUGCACUUACCAAGAAGACGGUGGGAAUCUUGGAUCUGGGGGGAGGAUCCACGCAGAUCACUUUCCUGCCAAAAACAAGGAAAACCAUCGAAAGUGUUCCUGUUGAUGAUUAUGUUGCCAGAUUUGACAUCUCCAACACAACGUUUGAACUCUACACUUACAGUUACCUCGGACAUGGACUGAUGGCAGCGCGACUGGCCACGCUGGGAGCUCUGGGUGCAGAAGGGUUGGAGUGGCGGGUUUUUAAAAGUUCCUGCCUGCCAAAGAAGUUCAGGGAUGAAUGGAGAUUUGGAGGGCAGACCUAUCAAGUGAGCGGGGACCCAGAUGGUUAUGCAGGAUACAAGCUUUGUUAUCAGGAAGUACUUAAGGUGGUGAAGGGGAUUAUUCAUCAGCCGUACGAGCUCCAAGACAACAAUGUAUUCUAUGCAUUCUCCUAUUACUUUGACAGAGCUGUGGAUGCAGGCCUUAUCGAUGGGGUCCAAGGAGGGAUGCUGGAGGUCAGAGACUUCAAGAAGAGAGCUAAAGAGGUGUGCAAUAAGAUGACCAAGUACCCCCCUGUCAGUUCUUUCCUGUGCAUGGACAUGACCUACAUCACCUGUCUGCUCAAGGAUGGGUUUGGCUUCAAAGAUGGCACUGUGCUGCAGUUGACCAAGAAAGUGAACAACGUGGAGGCAAGCUGGGCUUUGGGCGCCACGUUGGACCACUUCCACAACCUGAAGAUCCACUGAGGAGAAGGGAGGAACAAACACUGCUGAUUUUAGGUGGUGCUCAAUAACAAACACG